AUGUCAUCAAGAAAUAAAGAUAGUGAAAGAGAUAGAUAUAACGAUAGAGAAUCUGAUAGAGAUAGAUAUAGAGAUAGAAAUAAUGAUGAUCGAAAAAGUAGAGAUAAAGAUAUAGAUAAUAAAAAUAAUAAUAAGAGUAGGUGGGAUGAUGACGGUGAUAGCGACAACGAUAAACAUAGAAAUAAUAAAAGUACUAGCACUAGUAAAAAGAGUUCUUCUUACUCACAAGAAGAUGAAGAUCAUAAAAGAUUAAGAGAAAUUCAAAAGAUUAAUGAAGGUCGACGUAGUAGUAGUAGUAGUAGCAGCGGUAAAAGCAGUAGUAGUAAAAGUAAUAAAAAUCAUAGACAUAAUCCAUAUGGAGGUCAUAAUCAUCAAAAUGACGACGACGAAUUUGAAUAUGGAAAGAAGAAGAACGAUGAUCAUGAUGACGAUGACGAAGCGGAAAGAAGAAGAGAACAACGAAAGAAUAAAGAGAAACCAGAUUUCAAACCAUCGGGUAUAUUGAUGGAUGACUACGCUGCUAAGCAAACAGAGUCUGGUCAGUCGAGUAACGGUAGUAAGCCUACUGCACCCGGUGUAACUAAAAAGUGGUUCGAACCAAGUGAAGCACGUUUGUCACCCUACAAAUGGAUACUCUAUCCAUUCAAGAACAACGAGCCAUUGGAACCGUACUCUCUAGACACCAGAAAAUCAUAUCUAAUCGGACGUGACCGAACUAAAAAUGAUGACAAUGAUGAAGAUGACGAAAAACAAAUCAAACCAUAUCUAAUAGAUUUAAAUAGUACCAAUGGAACAAAGUUAAAUUCAGAAAGUGUGGAGACUUGUGUAUAUAUUGAAUUAAGAUCAAGAGAUUUAUUAAAGUUUGGAAAUUCAACACGAGAAUAUAAAUCAUUCUAUCAAUAA
Heterostelium album PN500 is the source of this 903-nucleotide messenger RNA. RefSeq lists its product as uncharacterized. The transcript has 4 exons. Gene Ontology annotation, molecular function: mRNA binding; protein binding. The record is from RefSeq and is a predicted model, not a curated record. NCBI's taxonomy places the organism in Eukaryota, Evosea, Eumycetozoa, Acytosteliales, Acytosteliaceae. The coding region runs from base 1 to 903 and encodes 300 amino acids. Gene Ontology annotation, cellular component: nucleus.